Theileria orientalis strain Shintoku is the source of this 585-nucleotide messenger RNA. RefSeq lists its product as hypothetical. The record is from RefSeq and is a predicted model, not a curated record. The coding region runs from base 1 to 585 and encodes 194 amino acids. The transcript has 3 exons. NCBI's taxonomy places the organism in Eukaryota, Apicomplexa, Aconoidasida, Piroplasmida, Theileriidae.
AUGAUUCACCUUGUUCCCAUUUUUGCCAUUUUCCUGAUCGCAUAUUCUAACGUUUUAAAUAAAUUUUACUCGAGGAAACUGGUUCACCUGGGCUGUGGACUCGUUAUGGCGAAGAUCAACUACCCCAACGUGCCGCUGAAAUACGUAAUAUUGACCAUCGCGGCAGUGUCGGUGCUCGUCAGCUUUGUUAGGCCGUUCCCGUUCGGCAACAAGAACGACAUCGGCAUAAUAUCGUACAAUCUCACCAUAAUCGCGUUCAUUCUGAUGAACUUGCCGAUUCGAAUUCUACUUCCCAUGUUCGUGGUUGACCCGAUGGCCUCGAUCGUUGGAUGCAAUAUCAAAAGCCCCGUUUGGAUACACACUAAAACGGUUUUCGGCAGUCUGGCCUGCUUCUUUUUCUCAAUGAUCACGCUCUACUAUGUAAACAACAUUUACCACCGCCUCAUUUUAAGCGUCAUUCUCACGCUCACUGAAGGCCUGCUUGAGUAUUCCGACAACGUCGGCAUCAUUUUCACGCUCACCACCUACUACUUUUUGGCCACCAAGUACAACUAUCCAAUAGACUUGGACUUUAAACUUCUGUGA